UGGUCAUACGUUUGGCGGGAAAUCUCCGUUUUCCUUCUAUGGACUGUUCAUGUUCGGUUGUUUGUGUCCUUAACUCACCUUUCUGGGGCUUUUGUAAAAAAAUGAAGAUUUUUGUCUUUAUUAUUUAAUUUCAUGACGUAUUUUUUGGUAUUUUGGUAUGAAUCACUUCACAACAUAAAAGUUUAUCAAAGCGUGGAGGAUGCAAAAGAUCCUUCGUGACUGUUCUGUCUCCCUUCGAGAAACCUUGCGUUCUCAUCAAAUUAAAACAGUUGCAUCUCUGUUGACCUGUGAUUCUGCCAAGAUCACAAGUCAAACUGAUGACAAAAAGGAGCUUCAAUCUAUACAGCAUACAGUUUUAAACCAGUUCUCUUGCUUUCCUUUGAGUGGCCGUAGCCUUCUUGACGAUGUCAUGUCAUCAUUCUUUAUUUUACCAACAGGUUGUACCCACUGGGAUGAAUUAUUAGAUGGUGGCUUGUACUCAGGCGAAGUCACAGAAAUAGUGGGCUCUGCUGGUUCUGGCAAGACACAGGACAUAAGUAAUAUCCUGUCAAGAAUCAAGUGUUUCCAGAUAUUUGAUUUAUACAGUUUGAUAGAAUGUUUAAAUGAUGUGACCCCCCCUCUGUAUAAUGAGGAUGACGUGUUCUACAAUAAUCUGCAAUUUCUUGUUGUGGAUUCAGUUGCGUCAGUACUCACACCUGUUCUUGGUGGACAACAAAUUUCUGGUAUGCAUUUAGAAUGA
Molecule: messenger RNA, 739 nt
Organism: Exaiptasia diaphana
Lineage: Eukaryota; Metazoa; Cnidaria; Anthozoa; Actiniaria; Aiptasiidae
Product: DNA repair protein RAD51 homolog 4
Exons: 7
Coding region: 200-739 (179 amino acids)
Biological process (GO): double-strand break repair via homologous recombination; DNA strand invasion; telomere maintenance
Cellular component (GO): centrosome; Rad51B-Rad51C-Rad51D-XRCC2 complex; replication fork
Molecular function (GO): single-stranded DNA binding; four-way junction DNA binding; ATP-dependent activity, acting on DNA
Source: RefSeq, a predicted model, not a curated record